Messenger RNA from Penicillium oxalicum, 2109 nucleotides. RefSeq lists its product as uncharacterized. Lineage: Eukaryota; Fungi; Ascomycota; Eurotiomycetes; Eurotiales; Aspergillaceae. Gene Ontology annotation, biological process: proteolysis. The record is from RefSeq and is a predicted model, not a curated record. Gene Ontology annotation, molecular function: acyltransferase activity, transferring groups other than amino-acyl groups; serine-type carboxypeptidase activity. Bases 1 to 2109 code for a protein of 702 amino acids. The transcript is spliced from 6 exons.
AUGCACGUCCUGGCCCCCCUCAUUCUGCUUGUGACGUCUGUCGCCGCCUUGCAAAGCCCACACCGAAAGAACAAGGUUGCGGCCCAUGCCAUCGCAACUUCCAGUCGCAAGAGGAGCGCUCCCAAGGCUGAGACCAAUUUUCAAUUCCGAAACAACGUGACUGAGAAGUUUUUCGUUGAUGGAACAAAUUUCCCCAAUGUCACCUUUGACAUUGGCGAAAGCUACGCUGGUCUCCUCCCCAAUACGCCGCACGGCAACUCCAGCUUGUUCUUCUGGUUCUUUCCGUCGACAAAUUCAAAGGCCAAGAAAGAGAUCACAAUUUGGUUGAAUGGUGGACCAGGCUGUAGCUCUUUGGCUGGGCUGCUUCAAGAAAAUGGACCGUUCCUGUGGCAGCCAGGCACAUACGAGCCCUUCGAGAAUCUGUUCGCUUGGAACAAGUUGACGAAUAUGGUCUACAUUGACCAGCCUGCUGGCACAGGAUACUCACCUGGUCCAUCCACUGUGGAGAAUGAGUACGAUGUUUCCAACCAAUUUAACGACUUUUGGCGGAGAUUCAUCGAUACCUUUCAUAUGCAAGGAUACAAGAUAUACAUCACAGGCGAGAGCUACGCCGGGCAGUAUAUCCCGUACAUUGCCUCCGGCAUGUUAGAUCAGGAAGAUCGGGAACAUUUCAACCUCAAGGGCAUUCAGCUCAUCGAUCCAUCAAUCAACGAGGAUAACGUGAUGAUAUACGCUCCCGCAGUUCCGGCCCUCAACUACUUCUCUCCCGUGUUCAAUCUGAACGAGACUUUUAUGAAGCAUAUCAACGAGCGUGCACACAAAUGCGGAUAUAAUAAGUUCCUCGAUGAGGCGCUCACAUAUCCGCCCCCCAAGAACUUCCCCACUGCGCCUGACCCCACUCGUGAAGGAUGCGACGUCUGGGAUCAAGUGGUUGUGGCAGCCACCUUUGUCAAUCCCUGCUUCAAUUUCUAUCACCUCACGGAUGUUUGUCCUUUCCAGUGGAAUGUCAUGGGCUUCCCGUCUCUGGCUGGGGGUCCGAACAACUACUUCAACCGAUCAGAUGUUCAAAAGGCUCUCCAUGUUGGGCCCACUAACUAUGCUAUUUGCGGGGGUCCAAUCUUCCAUCAUGGAGACGAAUCAGUCCCUAGUGCGCUUGGACCACUUCCCAGUGUGAUUGAACGCACGAAUAACGUCCUCAUUGCUCAUGCUUGGGGAGACUAUCUCCUCUUCUUGAACGGAACGUUGGCCACGAUCCAGAAUAUGACAUGGAACGGGGCUCAAGGCUUCCAGAAGCCCCCAGUGGAAGAUCUCUUUGUGCCAUACACGGAUUCGGUCUCUGCGAUUGCAAAUGGCAACCCACAAAUCCCCUUCACGGCAGAUGGUGGCGCCGGUAUUCUGGGUACAGCUCACACCGAGCGUGGGCUGACUUUCAGUAGUGUCUUUGGAUCAGGACACGCCAGACAAGCCGGUGUCCCAGUGGUUCAUGAAAUGGAGCUGUCACUACCCCUGCCUAACCAAUCAAUAUAUUUGACGGCAAUUCCACAGUCGCUGGGUGCGAUUGAGAGCGAGCGUCUGCAACUUCGACCCAUCUGUGCUGACGAUGCUGCUGCAAUCCUGGCUAUUCGCUCGAGGCCCGAGGUCGCGAAGAAUAACGACCCAAAAGAACCUUUCAAAUCUUUAGAUGAGGUGUACGAAUGGAUGGCCAGCAAAGUUUUUGAUGGGGGCCCUCCAGGAAUCACUGGACUCUCAUUUACUUUGGCCAUCCUCGACAAAUCAAUCUCGCAGCCGGAAAAGCAGGUGAUCGGGUACGUGGGGGUGAAUACACUGACACCAUGCCCGAUGCUUGGGUAUUCGUUGCUCCCAGAAGCAUGGGGCAAAGGAUAUGCGACAGAAGCAUUGCGUCUUUUACUCGAGAAAUGGUGGGAUCUACCUCGGCGCGAGAGCACUGGGAAGGGAGAUGACCCUGAGAGAAUUUUUGCCAUUUGUGAAAAGGCUAAUCUCGGGAGCUCGGGAGUCCUUCGCAAAUGUGGAUUUCAGCUUGUUGCCGAGGGGUAUUUCGAGUCGGAUGAAUUGCAAUUAUGGGGUCUUGCGCAGCCCACCUCGGCGUAA